AUGCAGCUACCUAUAUCCAGUUCUCGAUACCACCUCCCCCUCCUCUGUCUCCUCGACCUGGCAUUCAGCAUCCCCACCGGUGCCGGUACGCUCGCGCCCCCUCCCCCCGCCUACGCGACACACACCAUCACCGUCUCUGGCGCCCUCCCCGCCACCGCCUCCCUCGCCGGCCCGCUCCUGGCCGGCGCCAGCGCAGAGCCCACGCAAAACACGAUCAAUGCCCACCCUGACCUCGUCCCCGGGCAAGCCUCAAACUCGUCCACCGACGCAAAUCAGUCGUUCGACUUCCUGAACGUGACCGACCCGCAGCCAAUCCGCGGGGACGAGGGCAGCAACGAUCCGGGGCCCCAUGACUCGGCGUAUGACCGGCUGAACCCGGACACACUGGCGAGGCCGACGACGGAUGAGGGGGAUGUGCAGCAGGCAAAGUGGCCGAUGGGCUUGUCGAGUACGCGCAUGACGGGCGCGGGGUGGGCGCGGCAGCAGAAUGUAGACGUGUUGCCGGCGGCGAAGCAGAUGGCGGGGGUGGAUAUGAGGCUGGGGCCGGAUGCGUAUCGGGAGCUGCAUUGGCACAGCGCAAACGAGUGGGCCUAUGUUUUCAACGGGAGCGCGCGAAUCUCGGCGAUUGAUGCGCAGGGCCGCAACUUCAACGACGACGUCUCAGAGGGCGACCUCUGGUACUUCCCCUCCGGCCUCCCGCACUCCAUCCAGGCGCUCGAAAAUGGCGUCGAGUUCCUGCUCGUCUUUGAUGACGGCGCCUUCUCGGAGGACGACACGUUCCUCAUCACCGAGUGGUUCUCGCACACGCCGCGGGAGGUCCUGGCGAAGAAUUUUGGAGUCCCCAUGAAGGCGUUUGACGAUGUGCCGAAGGAGCAGCUUUAUAUAUUCAAUGGGACGCCCCCGGCGGUCAAUGUGAGUGCGGAUGCGGUGCAAAGCCCAGAGGGCACGAUCCCCAAGCCGUUUAGUUUCCAUUUGUCGAGGCAGGAGCCGAUGGUGGUGCCGGGGGGGAGUGUCAAGGUCGUGGACUCGGGGACGUUUAAGGCGAGUACGAGUAUUGCGGCUGCUGUGGUGACGAUAAAGCCGGGUGCUAUGAGGGAGAUGCAUUGGCACCCCAAUUCCGAUGAAUGGAAUUUCUUCAUCUCGGGCCGGGCACGAAUCACGGUGUUUGAUGCUCCACAGUCAGCACGAACGUUUGAUUAUGCUGCGGGGGACGUGGGCUAUAUCCUCGUAGACCAGGGGCAUUACAUUGAGAAUAUCGGAGAUGAGAAUGUGGUAUUGCUCGAGGUGCUGAAGGCGCCGCAGUUUGAAGAUGUGAGUUUGGGACAGUGGAUGGCACUCACACCCCCGCAGGUGGUGAAGGAUACGCUGCAUUUGGACAACGAUGUCUUGAGCGGGCUGAGUAUGGAGAAGCAGUAUGUUGUUGCUGCUCAGCCUUAG
Molecule: messenger RNA, 1437 nt
Organism: Morchella sextelata
Lineage: Eukaryota; Fungi; Ascomycota; Pezizomycetes; Pezizales; Morchellaceae
Exons: 3
Coding region: 1-1437 (478 amino acids)
Biological process (GO): oxalate metabolic process
Source: RefSeq, a predicted model, not a curated record